Paramecium sonneborni is the source of this 1351-nucleotide messenger RNA. The record is from the annotation of a GenBank genome assembly. NCBI's taxonomy places the organism in Eukaryota, Ciliophora, Oligohymenophorea, Peniculida, Parameciidae.
AUGAGAGUAAUAAUAAUAUUAAUAGUAAUCAUUUGCUUGUUUUUUUGUAGUGCAAAUGAAGAUGAUGAUUUGCUACUAGGAUUAGAAAUAAUGAAAUAAGAAGAUGCAAUUAAUAUAAAAUUUAAGCCUUAAAUUUUUGUUGAAAAUAAACUAAAUACUAAAUCUCAUUCGGUAGAAAGAAACAGUUAAGAAUCAGAAACUAAAUAGGAUGAGGGUGAAGAUAAAACUUCUAAUGAGAAAUCAUAAAAAAGUGAUGAAGAAGAAUAAUAAGAACGAGAUAAAUAGUUAAAUAAUAAUAAAAAAGGAGAGAAUGACGAAACUGAUGAUAAAUCUAAUGAAAACAAAGGCAAAGGUAAAUAGGAAGAAUAAGAUGAAAAAAAUAAAGGGAAUAAUCAUAUGUAAUAGAAUGAUGACUAAGGUGAAAACGAAUAAAAAAAAUAAAAAUAGUCUAAUAAUAAUAAUUAAAAAGAUGAUGAUGAAAGUGAGAAAGAAUAGAAGAAUGAUAAAAAUUAAAAAAAGAGUAAUUCUAAAGAUGAUGAUGAAAGUGAGAAUGAAUAAAAAAAUAAUAAAAAAUCUGAUAAGAAUAAUUCUAAAGAUGAUGAUGAAACUGAAAACGAAUAAAAAAAUUAAAAAAAAUCUGAUAAGAAUGCUUCUGAGGAUGAAGAUGAAACUGAGAAUGAAUAAAAAAAAAAGAAAAAAUCAGAUAAAAAUAAUUCUUAGGAUGAUGAUGAUGAAUAAAAAGGAGAAGAUAGUAAUGUAGUCUAUGAUAAGGAAGAUUAAGGUGGAGAAGAUGAAGCAUAAUUUGAAGAAGUGAAUUGGGAUGAAGGAGGUGAUGAAGCAGGUGGAGAGGGUGAUGAAGGGAAUUAUAAUUAAGAUGAAUAAUAUUAAGACGAAUAAGCUGAAAAAAUAAUAGAAAAUUUAACUGAUGAAGAUUUAGGAAGAGUUGUUAGAGAUUUAUUAAGAGGUGAUGGAUAUAGAGGAUAAUAUCUAUUUGAAGAUGAUAACAAAGCUACAAAACCUAAAAAAGCUAAUUUAGAAUAAAGUAAAUUAAACUGUUAUUUUAAGAUGUUGAUGAUGUUUGUUUUUAUGCAUAUGAAGAAUGCAAUUAUCAAGGAAGAGCUAUUAGACUCUGUGGUAGAUUUCCAACAAUACCUCCUCAAUUAUCUAGAAUGACUAUAAGAUCAAUCUAAGUAAUUAAUAAUCUUUUAUUUAGAUUCCAAGACAUACAAGGAUUGAAUUUUAUUCCUCUCCAGAUUUUAAGGGUGAAAUGCAAUCAUUCAUUGGAUCAAAUAGAUGUCUUAUUAAUCCAUUUACAAUUAAUAAUCUUAGUGGAGGAAUAUUUGCUUAUUGA